This is a messenger RNA of Macroventuria anomochaeta, 1509 nucleotides long. Its product is annotated as histone acetyltransferase ESA1. Gene Ontology annotation, molecular function: histone acetyltransferase activity. The transcript is spliced from 3 exons. Bases 1 to 1509 code for a protein of 502 amino acids. Gene Ontology annotation, biological process: regulation of DNA-templated transcription. Lineage: Eukaryota; Fungi; Ascomycota; Dothideomycetes; Pleosporales; Didymellaceae. The record is from RefSeq and is a predicted model, not a curated record.
AUGGCGCCUCGAGAGAACUCGUAUGAGCCCUCCGGCACGCCCGUGCCGGUAGAAACAGGAUUUGCCACGCUAGCUCAGCUCAGGGUUGGAGUGAAAGCAUGGGUUGAGAAAGAAGGCGAAAAGCGCAAAGCUGAACUUCUUUCAAUUCAGACCCGUCAAGGCCAGACCAAGUUUUAUGUGCAUUAUGAAGACUUCAACAAGCGUCUCGAUGAGUGGAUCGCAGCAGAUCGCAUUGAUCUGUCACGAGAAGUCGAGUGGCCUGCGCCCGAGAAGACCGACAAGAAGAAGAGCAGUGCCUCUAAGACAGACAAAGCACCUUCCAAGUCGGACCAGAAAACCCUCAAGAGAUCACGCAGCAAGCUGGACCGCGAGAUAUCAGGAACACCUGAAUCAACAUCCAGCAACAUUCCUGGUAAAGCACAGCGACCAUCAAAAGCAAGCGGAAAAGAGAACCAGGAAGUACUCGUCACCAGUGAAGUCACAGAUGGGACACCUAAGCCGGAAGACGAGGAGAUGGACCUGGUGGACGUCCAAGAUGCCGCCGCAGCAGCCAAGGCUGUGUCAGACCAGAACUACUCCCGCGAGGACGAGAUCGAGAAGCUGCGUACGUCAGGCUCCAUGACACAGAAUCAGACCGAGAUCUCUCGAGUUCGCAACCUGGAGAAGGUGCAGAUGGGCAAGUUCGAGAUCGAACCGUGGUACUUCUCUCCCUACCCCAUUGACUUUGUAGAUUCGGACGUCGUCUACAUCUGCGAGUUCUGCCUCUCGUACUACGGUGAGCAGACACAGUUCGAACGCCACCGCGCAAAGUGCACGCUUCUGCAUCCACCUGGCAAUGAGAUCUACCGCGACGACUACGUUUCAUUCUUCGAGAUUGACGGACGGCGGCAACGGACAUGGUGUCGAAACCUCUGUCUGCUCUCGAAGCUCUUCCUGGACCAUAAGACUCUUUACUACGACGUCGACCCUUUCCUCUUCUACUGCAUGUGCACGCGCGACGAGCACGGCUGUCACCUUGUCGGCUACUUCAGUAAAGAGAAGGAAUCAGCUGACGGCUAUAACGUUGCAUGUAUCCUCACCUUGCCUCAGUACCAGCGAAAGGGUUUUGGAAAGCUACUUAUUGACUUUUCGUAUAUCCUGUCAAAACGCGAAGGCAAGCUUGGCUCGCCUGAAAAGCCGCUUUCUGAUUUGGGUCUUCUGGGUUACCGUGCAUACUGGCAAGAGAUCAUAGUCGACUUGCUUAUGGACGGUCGAGUAGAGGCUAACAUCGACGACCUCGGCGCAGCAACAGCGAUGAUGACGAACGACGUUCUGCACACGCUGCAGAACUUGAAUAUGCUUCGCUACAGCAAGAACCAGCAUGUCAUUGUCUUGACGGACGCAGUCAUCGAGCAGCGCGAGCGCCAGAAAGCGAAAGAGAAGCUGAAGGGCAAGAGGAGCCUCGACCCAGAGCGACUUAUCUGGAAGCCUCCGGUCUUCUCUGCUGCCAGUCGUACAUGGAAUUGGUGA